Messenger RNA from Fukomys damarensis (Damara mole-rat), 3816 nucleotides. RefSeq names its product post-glycosylphosphatidylinositol attachment to proteins 6 (gene Pgap6). Gene Ontology annotation, cellular component: plasma membrane. Lineage: Eukaryota; Metazoa; Chordata; Mammalia; Rodentia; Bathyergidae. The transcript is spliced from 13 exons. Bases 455 to 2755 code for a protein of 766 amino acids. The record is from RefSeq and is a predicted model, not a curated record.
GAGCCACUAGGCUGGCAGGAGAGGCAGCUGCUCACCUGGCUCCCUCCCCUCUCCCAGGAGGAGCUGGACCAGUCAUUCUCCCAGAGGGAGGCUUCCUAAGUGGCAAACACUCAGCUCAGAAUGAGGCCAAAUGCGGGAAGCACUUUACCAUUCAUUGACCUUGCGGGGACAUGCUGUCCUCAGCCUACCCAUGAAGACACUGGGGCCCAGAGUGGGGGAAGGGUCAUAUGGGCACAAGGCCUGACUGGCACUAGGCUGGUAUAGGGACCUGAGAGCUGUUACAAGGCCUAGUGCUAUAGGGAGCCUUCAUUCGGGGUUGUGGGCCCCUGCUUUGUCCUUGUACCACCAAGCUUGAGCAUGUGUGUUGUAGGCUGCUAGAGGCCACCCACCCUGUGUGAGGCCAGGCACUGGGCAUUUAUUUGAGCUACAGCCCUGGGGGAGGGGAAGCAAAAGAAUGAAGCCUGAGGGGAAAUUUCACCACCCAAGGGACUGGAGGACAAGAGGGACCUUUGCCAAGGUCAAAGCUGUCCUGACAGAAGCCAGGCUGGUGUCUGAACAUUUCUCACAGGCGCCACAGAAGUUGUCCUUCUACAACUGGUAUGGCAGCGCCAGACUGUUCCACUUCCGUGUGCCCCCAGACACCAUACUGCUGCGCUGGCUGCUGCAUGUGUCCUGGGACAGUGGCCCCACAUGCACUGAUGCAGAAAUUACUGUGCAUUUCCGCUAUGGCGCCCCUCCUGUCAUCAACCCCCUGGGCACCAGCUUCCCUGAUGACACCCCGGUGCAGCCCUCCUUCCAUGUCAGGGCACUGUUAAGUACCAUGCUGCUAGGCAACACCACGGUCAAUGUGUCCCACCCAGCCCCUGGAGACUGGUUUGUAGUCGCCCACCUGCCCCCCUCAUCUCAAAAGAUCGAAGUGAAGGGCUUUGUUCCCUCCUGCGCCUACAUCUUUCAGCCGGACAUGCUGGUUAUGCGGGCGGUUGAGUUCACAGUCCUGGAGCCUGAUGUGCCCCUUCCACAGAUCCUACUCACCCACCCCAGCUAUGUCAAGAUCUUUGUCCCUGAGUACACCCAGGAACUUCGGCUGGAGCUGCAGGGCUGUGUAUCCAGUGGGAGCCUGGGCUGCCCAGUACGUCUCACAGUGGGUGCAGCUAGCCUGCCCAACAACUUCCAGAAAGUGCUGACCUGCACCGGCCCUACCCCGUCCUGCCUUCUGCUGCUGCCCUCACCACCUUGGGGCCAGUGGCUACAAGUGACAGCUGAGAGCCUGGCAGGGCCCCACGUAUCAGUGGCCUUCAGUGCUGCGGCUACCCUCACAGCUGAGCCUUUUACCCUUUUGAUAGCCUGCAGGCCAAGGAGUGUGACCUUCCAGCGCCUUUUUCAAAAUAGCACAAACCAGAGCUAUGAUGCCACUGCAAGCCAUCUGUCCCUGAGCCCUGCCCACCAGGACCGGAGCAGGAGCAGUGGGAUGGGCAGUGGCCCCUUCUGCCUGCUGAGCUAUCCAGUCAUGAGAGAGGACAUGGAUGUGCUGUCUGUGCACUUCCAGCCCUUGGAUGGGGUCUUGGUGCUGGUGCGCUCAGACAAACCUUCUGUGAUGCGGCUCCGCCUUGAUACAGGCAUGGACAGUGGGGGCUCCCUCACUAUCACCCUGAGGGCCAACAAGACCGAGGUCACAAAUGAUACCUUGGUGGUGGCCUGCGUGAAUGCUGCUUCACCCUUCCUCAACUUCAACACUUCACUUAGCUGUACUACAGCCUUUUUUCAGGGCUACCCCCUAUCUCUGAACGGCUCAUCGAACACAGCCAACCUCGUCAUCCCCUACCCGGAGACAGACAACUGGUACCUCUCCCUGCAGCUCACGUGCCCUGAAAGUCCUGAGGACUGCGAUCAAGCCAAGGUUCGCGUACAGACCACCAUGUACCUGGUCCCUUGUUUGAAUGACUGUGGACCCUAUGGCCAGUGCCUGCUGCUCCGCAGAUAUGGCUACCUGUAUGCAGGCUGCAGCUGCAAAGCAGGAUGGCGUGGGUGGAGCUGCACCGACAACAGUACCGCCCAGACGGUGGCCCAGCAGAGGGUGGCUGCACUCCUGCUCACCCUCAGCAACCUCAUGUUCCUGGCUCCCAUUGCUGUGUCUGUGCGCCGUGCCUUCCUGGUGGAGGCCUCCGUCUACCUCUACACCAUGUUCUUCUCCACGUUCUACCAUGCCUGUGACCAACCGGGGGAAGCCGUGCUGUGCAUCCUCAGCUAUGACACGCUCCAGUACUGUGAUUUUCUGGGCUCUGGGGUGUCUACCUGGGUCACCAUCCUCUCCAUGGCCCGGCUGAAGACAGUUCUGAAACAUGUCCUGUUUCUCCUGGGCACACUGGUCAUCGCCAUGUCCUUGCAGCUGGAUCGCAGGGGCAUCUGGAACAUGAUGGGACCCUGCCUCUUUGCCUUCGUGAUCAUGGCUUCCAUGUGGGUGUACCGCUGCGGGCACAGGCACCAGUGUUAUCCCACCUCGUGGCAACGCUGGGCCUUCUAUCUCCUGCCUGGCAUCGCCAUGGCUUCUAUGGGCAUCACCAUCUAUACUUCCCUGAUGACCAGCGACAACUAUUACUACACACACAGUAUCUGGCACAUACUCCUAGCUGGGAGCGCAGCCUUCCUGCUACCACCACGGGAUGAACAGGCUGAGCCCUGGUCUUGCUCACAGAAGUUGCCCUGCCACUAUCAAAUCUGCAAGAAUGAUCGGAAUGAGCUAUACACUGUGACGUGAUGUGGCCAGCCUGGGAACAUCUGCUACUGAUAAUCUCUUCAGCCAUAAGUAGGACCAAGGAAGAGGAGGCCUGUCCAGCCCUGUCUAGAUUGGUUCCCAACUGAAUAAAAUUGCCCUGAGACCCUUUGCUUCCUCCUCCAGAGGAAAGGAACACCCUCCUCCCCAGCACACACACACACACACACACACACACACACACACACACAGAGGACCUGCUCCCCUGUGUCUGCUGUCGACAUCGUCAACGAGACCCUCAGCAUAUCUCAGUGGCUCUGGCAGUGAUCCCUGGAGAUCACAGACAACGGGUGUGGGCAGGUUCUUAUGCCCUGCCGGCCUGGUGGUGAUUAGAGGCUGGAGGUAGUAGAGAAAAGCUCCCUAUUGCCUUGUUCCCCUGUGAGGCUGUGAUGUGAGGACCUACAUGGCCGAGAAGGGUUAGUUAGUCCCUGAGGCCGGCAGCCUGGUGAUCUGGCUGUGUGCCCGACUGCCUCUGUGGGGAUCCUAUGCUGCUGCAGUUGCAGUGGGAGAGACCAGGGCUACGGCAGUGGAUGGCCCCUGGGGAUACAGGGUCUUGCCCUUCUCUCUAGCUCUCAGAUCUUAGGAAGAGCCUCCUGAGAGGGGGCUGCUCAGCUGUUCUGAGUGUGAUGAGUACAUCCCCCCAAGUUUUGGGGCCCUUGUCGGGCAAGCAUCCUUUUGAAUAAGACUUAGGAGCCUAAGUGGUGGCUGUCUACCCUCCCUGCACUGGACCAAGUGAGACUCAGAAAAGUGCCUCUGGAGAGCUUGUUUAGUCUUGCCAGGUCAGGUGACUCCGGGCUGACUGCUUCCGGGAGCAGUGCCUGCCCCUCCCCCAAGGGCUGGGAGCAGGUGCUGCGUCCUCCUACCCUUUAACUCUGGGGCUUCCUUUCUGGUUUCUGGUUGGGUGUAGUCUUCGGCGUCUCCCGCGGCAGUUACUCCACACUUAGACGCGAAAGCACUCCCCAGUCUCAGAGUAAAUGUGUACUUCGGGUGUUUUUUUGGGGGGUGGGGUGGGACAAGAUCUCGCUUUGUAGUGCAGGCUGGCCUUG